AAAGUGAAACUCUGCUUUACAGAGGGGGAGGGAGGAAACUUGGGUCAUUGGUGUUGGAAAUUAUUCAGAGUCAUCAUGACUUCACUGCUGGGUGCAGCCUUGCUGACUUUGAGUCUGAUGUCCCCUGCCUUGGCUUUUGUUCCAAUCGGGGGAGGGACAUCCACUCAUGUCAGCAUUACUGGGACAGCCCUGCUGCAAAAGGUUGCAGAGACGUGCCAGGCGGUGGCUGAUGCAGCCGGUCAUGAGUUCAAACCUACGGGUUCUUCUCCAGGAGAGUUAGUCCAGGCCUGUCUGGGUCCCACCGCACCAGGAGAUGUCUCCGGUGCCAAGUUCCACUCAGCUCUUUGGGAGAUCUACACCCAGAACAGCCUGGUGGACCGUGACUUUGUAAACAGUCCACCACAUCACUUCAACUCCGAAGCUUUCUUAGAGGGACGUGGACUAAUCACUGAAGGCGUAGCGGCCAUCAAGGCUAACAUUCGGAAGGAGAACUUCAAAGCUGCCAGGGAAACAUUGGGCAGAGUCCUGCACACAAUACAGGAUUUCUACAGCCACAGUAACUGGGUGGAACUGGGAUACACCAAACCAUAUGUCAACCUCUUAAGACCAGACCUGCCUCUAGAAAACCUGGCAGAUGUGAACACUUCGACCUGCAGCGACUGUGCCAAUAGAAAAUGUCCUAAUCAGAUUCUCUCCAACAUCCUGAAUGAGAAGAAACUCACAUCAGGCUACAUGGGAAUCUUUUCUUCUCAGAAACCUAAAGGCAAAUGUAGCCAUGGAGGUGAAUCUGAUCUCACCAGCAACACAGUUCCUCGAGGAGGCAUCAGCAAAGACGAGCGCCGCUCUGACAAUAAGGAAUUUCAUGAUGCUGCUGUAAAUGCAGCAGUAGCUGCCAGCCUCCAACUGUUAGAAGACAUUCGUUUGGCUUCAGGCAAUCAUAACUUUUUGAGAAUGAUGGGGAUUGCUCGUUCAUCUGUGGUGUGCUUUGUCAUUGACACCACCGGCAGCAUGUCUGAUGAUAUUGAAGCAGCUAGAACGGUCAUGUAUAAAAUCAUUGACAGCAAAAAGGGAACACAAGAUGAACCAUCUGAGUACAUCCUCGUGCCCUUUAAUGACCCAGAGUUUGGGCCUAUGAUCAGGACAACUGAUGCUGAGAAAAUGAAAGGAGAAAUCUCCAAGCUCAAAGCAGCAGGUGGUGGAGACACACCAGAGAUGUGUCUAUCAGGACUUCAGCUGGCUCUCACUGGAGCCCCUUCCUCAUCCAACAUCUAUGUUUUCACUGAUGCUAUAGCCAAAGACAUUGAACUGAAAGACACAAUCAUUGCUCUCAUGAGGAGCACCAAAUCAACGGUCUCUUUCUUUAUGACAGACGCAAGCAGCAGGCGGCGGCGGUCUCUAACAAGUUCCUCCUUCAGUGACUAUAAAGACUUGGCUUUGGCAUCUGGAGGCCAGGCUAUCCAGGUGUCCAAGGCCCAACUCCCUCAGGCUACAGAUAUUAUCCUUGACACCUCAACUUCUGCUCUGGUAACAGUUCUUCAGCAAGCUACUGUUGCAGAGCAGGAGACUUUCCCUUUUGUGUUGGAUGAAUCUCUGAAAAACAUCACUAUCUACAUCACAGGAACAUCACUAACUUUCACAUUGACCAAUCCUGCUGGUGUUUCCCAGACUGACACUGAAGCCAAGGGUAAACUGGGAACCAUCCACACAGUGGGUAACCUCAGGAGAAUCCGUCUGUAUGCUGACAAGCAGUCAGGAACCUGGCAGAUCAACAUCAAAUCCAGUCAGCCAUACACACUCAAAGUCACAGGCCAGAGCACAAUUACCUUUAUCUAUGACUUUGUCGAAAAGUUCACAGGACCUCACUCAGGCUAUGCAGUACUCAGUGGACGUCCACGAGCAGAUCAGCCUGCUACCCUGGUGCUCUCAGUAAUAGGAAGAAAAGGUCCAACUUCAACAACUAUCGAAGAGGUUGGCUUGGUAACAAUGUCUGGUCCAGAGGUUGUAACCAAUGGCACAAUGACUGACAUGGGGAAUGGAGAGAUCCUGGUCACGGUUGUUGCUGUUCCUCAGCGGGAGUUUGUGCUCAUUCUGAAAGGAACAGACACAGUGUCUAACAGCAAAUUUCAGAGACAGUCUACCACCCAAAUGUCCGUCUCCAAAGUUAAUAUCCAGGCUGCAGUGGAAAGCAGUGUUGAGCCAGGGGAAACUUUUAAACUUCCCUUCAGUGUGAUGACCCAAAGUGAAGGGGGUGCAUACACCAUCAGCGCCCGAAAUGACAGAGACUUUCCUAUGUCAUACCCCAAAACACUCAGUUUGUUAAGUGGAGAAUAUGCUAAUGCUACACUGACUAUUACACCAACUGCUGGCACAGAAUCAGGCACUGAUGUCACUCUGACUAUUGAAGCCAAAUCAUCAAAUGGCAUUGAUUCCAAUUACGCUGUUCUGAGACUGUCUGUUGUCAAUAAGAUCACAGAUUUUAUUCCACCAAAGUGUGAAGUGACGACCAUAGUGGCAAAUUGCCCUCAUGAUGUCUCAAAAUGUGGACCUUUCCAGUGGGAGCUCUCUGCCAACUUCACUGAUCAAAAUGGCACUCGGAUUCAAAGCAUUUCCUUGAUUCAAGGCAAUGGGAAUUUGACACACACCACUCUGAAUGCUUCUGUCGUCCAAGCGUACUACAGCGCCUCCUGCUGUUCUCAGAUCGUCCAGAUUGUAGCUGUAGAUAAGGCUGGCAAUGUGGGCAAAUGCUACCACUCGAUCAUUCGUUCACACAGUUUUCCUACUACAACUCUGUCGUUGCCACUAUGGCUUUGCCUUUUGGCUUCUAUUUUUGUGGUAAGGCCUUAAAGAAGUUUACAAGAUAUCAUGAUAAAUGUUCAGUAUAUCUUGUAAAUUAUUUUGUUUUGAAAAAAAAGCCUACUUACGCUAUUGCCUCUUAUUAAAUAUUUUACAGUUUGUAGGAGCUAUUUCUCCAUUAUUUUCAGUUAAAGUUUAGAAUGUAGAUUAUUUAGUUUAUUUUUUGUUUUGUAGUCGAUUUAUAAUUAGAAUGUUUAUUUUGUUGUUCUAAAUAAGUUGUUGGUUAGUAAUUCACUUAAUAAGUUACUUGAUUUCAGUUUGGGAAGUGGGUGUGUUUCACAGUAUAAAUACGUAGAGUUUAGAUGAGUCUAGAGGCAUAUGGGUGGUCUUAUGGUUUUUUACCUGUCUGUCAUCAGUCAGUUAGUCAGUUUUAUCAGUGAGAACAGGUGCAGGAGUUAGGUUAGGUUUAUCCGAAGCCUGUAACUUGUUUUUAGCCAAAAAACUGAAUAAAAGUAAAUAAAGAGCUGCAUUUUGACUGUUUUGACCUUUUGUUUGGAUGGGGUAAACCAGAACCCAUGAUGCACAGUAUUGACUGUUUGAGUUUAUUUCAUUUUGCUUUGAUCACUUUUGAGAUUUGAAUUUUUUCAAUUUUGGAAUUAAGUUUUAGGGACAAAUAGUCAAUACACAGUUUGUUAACUUAAAACUAUUUGCUUUUCACUAUUGUGAUGACAUUCAUUACACACCUUGUUGGUGCUGCAAUAGCACCAACAAUGACUUGCAGGCUGAAUAAGUUAGGUCAUUGCUACUAAGCAGAAUUAAAUACAACGCUGCAACUUGGUCUUUAAUGCUUAAGAGUCAAGUACUAGAUAUCUGGAUCACUACUAAAUAUUACCAAUGCAGUAAAAUGAAUGCAUGAUUAAAAAGUGACUCUUUAACCCUGCUUCACAGAGGAAGCCCCUUAGGACACUUUUGUGUCCAUUUAGAUGAGUGAACAAAUAACUUCUUCAAAAAUGUUUGACCUGUUCAUGAGAAUUAGAUGCCAUGUCUUGUACAUUAUAUAUACAAGUAAACUACAGCACACAUCACCAAAGAUUAAGGCAUCACAUAACUGAUGUAUUACCAAAUAAAAUGGAACAUUUCACUA
This is a messenger RNA of Xiphophorus couchianus (Monterrey platyfish), 3937 nucleotides long. RefSeq names its product von Willebrand factor A domain containing 11 (gene vwa11). NCBI's taxonomy places the organism in Eukaryota, Metazoa, Chordata, Actinopteri, Cyprinodontiformes, Poeciliidae. The record is from RefSeq and is a predicted model, not a curated record. The transcript has 18 exons. The annotation marks the transcript as partial.